Monascus purpureus is the source of this 3779-nucleotide messenger RNA. The record is from the annotation of a GenBank genome assembly. Lineage: Eukaryota; Fungi; Ascomycota; Eurotiomycetes; Eurotiales; Aspergillaceae.
CCGCCCCCCCUUCGAUAUCGAACUAUACGUGAUAGUGAUAGCCCUUUGAACAGUUUCUCGAGCACGACCAUAUCCAGUUACUGAACGAGAAUGCUGGUUUUCAGCUCCCGCCCGACUUAGCACCAGUUUCAAGACCAGCAAUCUGGAACCCAUCCUACCGCUCACCUUUCUCCCGCCCUCCUUUCUAACGAAGACUAGAGCCAAGAAUUCGAGCUUGAUUUGAUUUCCAUUCUAUCCCUUCUUCCCUGCGGGACCUGUUAUUUGGUAUGAACGGGCGCAGUGGCUAUUCCAAUGGAUAUUCCGACGCCGGCCGAUACGACCGCAAUGACGGCGGACACGAUAAUAACAGCGGUUUAGGGGCAGAUACAUACGGUGGAAGCAGAGGAAGAGAACAUCGUCCAGGAGGUUACGGAGGCUUUCAGUUUGAGGACACACAGCUGCUACCCUCGGCGACGUCUCGGUCGCCUGCGCGAGGCCAUGACCAAGGAUAUCGAGACCGCCAACCAUCCAAGUCGCGAUCGCGCACAAGAGAUGCUGGAUCACGGACGAGAGAUGUAGAAUCCGCGACAAGACGGCAAAAGCUACGGGAUGUUUCACCUAGGGAGGAAUACACGUCCAGUAGGGCCCGGGAGGUGAAUCGUUUGGAUACAACGAUCGGUGAUGGCAGCAAUGGCAAUGCCGGAGGAACACAGGCAAUUGAAGAUUUAUUGCAAUCGAUUCAACGGGAUUGGGACUUCAUGGCAUCCGACGACUGUGUACCAGUUCAAGUGGCUUUACAGUUGAUGGAUACAAGCACCCUAGGCAAAGCCGAUCGUGAAUCAGAUUUCCUGCGUAUGCGUGAGCAGAUUCAGAAGACUCUGAAGUCUAUCGUCAAUGAGCACCACCAGGGGUUUAAUAGUUCCAUUGGUACAUACCACAAAAUUCAGUCCAGCAUACAGAGUUCUCAGGCCAGGGUGCGCAACUUGAGGAAUUCGCUCGACCAAGCGAAAGCAGGACUACUUUUGACUAAGCCGGAAUUGAAUGGCCUCGCUACUUCGUCUCGGAAAUACGAUGAGGUCCUACAGCUAUUCAGUCAGAUUGAGGAACUUCAAUCACUGCCUGAGAAGCUGGAAUCCCAAAUAUCCGACAAACGAUUCCUCUCUGCGAUCGAUGUUCUUCAUGAUGCGUUUCGGCUACUACGGCGUUCAGAGCUCGAAAAUAUCGGCUCCCUUGCUGAUCUUCGUGCUUAUUUCAAUAACCAAGAAACGUCACUUACUGAUAUCCUAGUUGAAGAGUUACACGAUCAUCUAUAUCUCAAGUCUCCCUACUGCUCUGAUAGAUGGAAGCCCCCAGUCCCAGAGGGGGAGAACGACAGCGAUCCCGCGCCUGGAUGGAUGGGCACGGUGUCUUGGGAAAGACCUGUUUACAGCUUUCUAGCGAAGUUGGAUGCAUCUACACCAAUGAUGGACGAUGCCUCUCGAAACCCUGAAGCCGAUACCUUUUACUAUAUCCAACUGCUUAUUGAAGCACUGAACAAGAUGGGUCACCUUGAUGUUGCAGUUGAUCGUAUAGAACAACGGCUUCCAGUUGAACUGUUUGCCGUGGUUGAUAAGACCAAUACGGAGGUUGAUUCCCGUUAUCCUACGUUAACACGCAGCCUUGGCUCUCAAGACAGCAAAGCAAACUUGCCUACGGAAAUCAUUAAAAGUAGAGGUCAUGUUUUAACUGAAUAUCUAUGGGCUCUAUAUUCAAAGUUUGAAGCUAUUGCAGAGGGUCACCGUGUGGUGCACGAUGUGAUUACCGCAAUUGUGGAUCGCGAGGGACUUGCCAAAGGCAGUACACUUACUGGAGGCUUUAAAGAGCUGUGGAAGCUCUACCAGAGCGAGAUUCGGUCCCUGCUACAUGACUAUCUAGCAACAGACGGUGACUACUCUUUCCGACUGGGAGGCGAAGAGACCAAUCCAAGGAACGGUCUCAUCAUGGGCCAAAGGGACAAGAACAAGAAAAUGUUCAAACUCUCUGAGAUGGAACAAAACACCGAAAUGAAAACCGAGAGAGACGAACUGGAUGAACUGCUGAGGACUUCUGUUCCUGGGCUGGUUUCUAAAUCACGACAGAAAGCCACUACAACAGAGACCUCACGAACAAGACAGGGAAACUCAGGUACUGGCCACAAAAUCUUAAUCGAACCGAGUGUAUUCAACAUCAGUCUUUUGCUUCCACCCUCACUCUCCUUCAUCCAGCGGUUAAAGGAUAUAGUCCCUGUCGAUACGGACAUUGCUACGAGCACCUUAACCUCCUUCCUGGACGACUUUUUGGUGAAUGUCUUCCUCCCUCAGUUGGAUGAUACCGUCACAGAUCUUUGCACCUUCAAUCUUAUAGCAGCGGAUGCAUUUAUAGAAGACCCUCAGUGGGCUAAAGUUUCUCCCCGGCCAGUUUUCAAGGGCACCGUCAAGUUCAUGUCGAUUAUUAGCGAAUUCAGUAGAAUGCUGGACAGCAUUCCGCCCGAUCCGUCUUUUACGCAGCUCCUCAUAAGCCAAGUUGUGGCAUAUUAUGACAAAUGCUGUGGAUGGUACAAAGCAAUCGUAACCAAAGUUUCCCCCCGAGGAGCUGGGCAACGGCUCAAAGCCGCCGCUGCGUUUGCUGAAUCAGGAGAAGUCUACGAUGUAGUUGCAGAGCUGCGAGGAGCAACUGGAGAGAGGAAGCGAGAGCUUAUAGACAAGGGAAUUGAUCUUCUCCUUAAGAGCACAGACGAAACACCCCUCGAGCCAUACGAUAUCGUAUCUGACCCAAAGACGGUCGUUGCACUGUCAUUGUUGCAUAAUAGCAUGCAAUGGCUCGCAAGCCACCUUGCAAAGUUACGUCAGAAUCCAUCGACUUCCGAGUCAUCGCGUCCUCCAUCGCAGUCUGAAAGCAUGCAUCAUGGGCCUCGGUCCCGGCGUUGGACAUUAAUCACCGCGAUGAGACCUCAACGCGAUAGUUUCAGCCAACCAGUGUACCUCCCUCUAAACAAUGUCACAGCCAAUGCUCUCGAUACGACUCUCCAAUCGCUACGCAAACUUGCCACCACUGCGCUCUUCGCCUUACAUAUUGAUAUCCGCUGCGGAAUUAUUCAUAUGCUGACAAAAACGAUGGCUGGUCCCGAACCCCAGGCCAUUCGUACAUCCGUGCCCGCUACACCUUCCCCCAAUCUUAACGUAAACUGGUGGCAUAUCCUCCUAAACCAACCGACAGCUGCCUCGUCCACUGUGCUUCAGCUAAACAGCGACCUGAUCGCCUUUGAUACCAGCAUCUCGUCAUACCUGGGCCCCGAAGACCGCUGGUUUAUGACCUCCGGUCUUGCUCGAUUUGUCGACCGAGUGUUUGUCGCGUGUUCCCGGUACAUCGGCGCAAUGAAUGACAAUGGAGCUUUACGACUUCAGCUGGACGUUCUUGUUCUACAACAGAAUCUUAAAAACAUCAUUAUCGACCCAACAGCUGAGGAGCCCGAAGUCGUCGCCCUUCCCCGCAGCGCCAAGUUCCUCGAGUGGUUCCUCGAAGGCGCCGACAAGGCCCUGGAUUAUGCCAAGGAAGAGAAAGAAAUAUAUACAAAGAACAGCCAAGAGGCAUUGGCCCUUGGAAUCGACGAGCCUUUCACAUAUGAUGAGCUGAAGGAGCUCGUGGAACUUUGUUUCUCGGAAAUCCUGAGAGGGCCUCGCGGCGCGGAGAACAGAGAGGACUUUAUGGCUGCGAAGAAAGCUAGCGCUGAUGCGAUGUUGAGGUUGAACGAGAUUAUGUGGGAUUCGAAGAUAAACCAGUGA